GUGCGAAACGUCUUUCCAUGAGAGACUGCCACAUUGUCGAACCUGAAGCUUCGGCUCGAGGAUCACUAUUGCCUUCGUGAGAUAGAGCAUCCGAGUGUCGAGUGCCGGGAGCUGGUUCUGUAAAUUCAGCCUGUGAUCCAAAUACGAUGGUGACUAUUUCGGAUCCUGGCCGGACCUUCAGUUCCGUCACGUUUGGUGAAGCAGCAGCCGCGCUCGCUGCACUUGCAGUUACUGCACUCGUGAUAUGGAAAUGGACGAGAAAAGGAGAGAAGGUUCCUCCAGGAAGCCUGGCACGUUCAUCUUUCUUGGGAGGUGCUGACAGCUUCCUCAGCGCGUACUAUCACAACGAGACUCGCGCUUGGUAUGAGAAAAAGGUUAAAAAGUAUGGACCCAUUUUCAAGGCCAGCGUCAUGGGUCGCACGACCGUUUUUAUGGAUGCACCGGAAGGAAAUAAAAUCGUUUUCAAUAGCGGCAGUGACGAGAAACUACUCAAAGGUUUCUGGCCACCUUCAAUUGCCCCGAUGUUCGGUAGACAUGCACUUGCUGCAAAAACUGGCAAGGCGUAUGAGGUGCACAGGUCUCACUUGCUGAACAACUUCUUAGGGGCGGAGUCGGUUCACAAGUACGCAAGUGUCAUGAAUCAGAAGGCCGUCAGGAUUAUAAAGGAGCACUGGAUGAGCAAAGAAGAUAACUCCGUGGUGCAUGCUUUUAAGUUGUUGCAUGUGUUCUCUUUUGAAGUGAUAGCCCAACUCUGCAUUGGACUGACUGAUCCGGUUGUCUUGGAGACGAUGAGAGAUGAUUUCUUCACAUUCGGCAAGGGCAUGUACAUGACGCCAAUCAAACUACCUGGAUUCGGAUUUUAUGAGUCGUGGCUGGCCAGGCAGCGAAUAAUAAAGUUUCUCGCAGGACAUGUGGCCAGAAGGAGAGAGGACCUCAAAGAAGGACGUGCUACUGCAGAUCAAGAUCUUUUGUCAAUCUUACUGACCAGACCGGAUAUUGAUGGGCAUUUUUUCGACGACGAAGAGAUUCACGAUAGAAUCAUCCAAGUCGUCUAUGCAGGCUUUGACACCAGUCCGUCUACAUUGUCUACCGUGCUGAAGAACAUUGGCCAACGUCCGGAGGUGUACGAGGAGCUAGUCAAAGAACACAUAUCUAUAGCUGCGACGAAGGCUGAGGGCGAAUCCCUCAAUAUGGCGGAUAUCAUGUCAAUGAAGUACUCUUGGAGAGUGGUGGAAGAAAGUUUGCGAUUGACUCCAGGUCUCUUAGCCGUAUUCCGUGAAGCCAACACCGAUUUCAAGUACAAAGGUUUUACGAUACACAAAGGCGACGUGGUUGCUGCAACGUCAAUGAAUUCAAGCUGGAAUGAAGAUCUGUUCGAAAACUGGCAAAAGUUUGACCCAUCUAGGUUCGAACAUAAGGUAUACGGAGACGGCUCCCACUUCAAGUACUUCCCGUUUGGAGGCGGCCAUCGUCUUUGUCCUGGCAAACAGUUCGCGAGGAUGACUAUGAUGAUAUUUCUGCAUCACCUCGUGAGGAAUAUAAAGUGGACCCCAACUAUGCCGGAUGAAAAGGUUGUGUAUUCCUCCUUGCCAGUUUACACACAGGGCUUGCCGCUCAAAAUUACUAAACUCAAUCCUCCGCUAUGGUAGUAGUCGCAAAUCUGUCAGAUAUAUAUAUCUCGGUCUAGAGUAGGCUUUUACAGAAUCCACUUGUACAGUAUAAUGGAUACAUUAGUGCUAUUAUGUCUCGAUUGUCUUAACUACAAAGCUCGUUCCUUCAUAAAUGUAACAAUUCUGAGUUUAUAUAUUCACAUGUACAUACAGC
This is a messenger RNA of Marchantia polymorpha subsp. ruderalis, 1824 nucleotides long. The record is from the annotation of a GenBank genome assembly. NCBI's taxonomy places the organism in Eukaryota, Viridiplantae, Streptophyta, Marchantiopsida, Marchantiales, Marchantiaceae.